Messenger RNA from Eublepharis macularius, 2302 nucleotides. It is a transcript of the gene AUH, whose product is annotated as AU RNA binding methylglutaconyl-CoA hydratase. Gene Ontology annotation, molecular function: enoyl-CoA hydratase activity. Gene Ontology annotation, cellular component: mitochondrion. Gene Ontology annotation, biological process: fatty acid beta-oxidation. The transcript is spliced from 8 exons. Lineage: Eukaryota; Metazoa; Chordata; Lepidosauria; Squamata; Eublepharidae. The record is from RefSeq and is a predicted model, not a curated record. Bases 98 to 931 code for a protein of 277 amino acids.
AUCUGCGCCGGCACGUACGGGUCACAUGGCGUUGCGCCGGGAAGCGGAGGGACGGAUUCAGGGGCAGCUUGGCUUGGCGCGCUUGUAAACACACGACAUGGCGGUGUCAGCGGCAACAGUCUCGGCGGCCUUGAGCCUUCUUCAGCGUCGAGGCCGGUUGGCCUCGAUGGCGGCUGCCGCCACACUCUCCUACUCUGCCGCUUCGUCCUCCCUGGGCAGCUUGCGGGGGCCGGCGCGAGGGUGCUGCUCGGCCGUGAGAGGCUACAGUUCUGAGGCGAAAGCGGGGGAGGAGGAGUUGCGAGUCCGGUAUUUGGACGACGAGCACAAAGGAAUUGUAGUACUUGGAAUAAACAGACCACAUUCAAAAAAUGCACUUAAUAAAAAUGUUAUUAAAAUGAUAUCAAAAGUUCUGGAAGCUUUGAAAAGUGACAAAAAAGUACGGACGGUUAUAUGCCGAAGUGAAGUUCCUGGGGUAUUUUGUGCUGGUGCUGACCUUAAAGAAAGAGCCAAAAUGCAUUCUAGUGAAGUAAGCUCUUUUGUUUCCAAAGCAAGAGCAACAAUUAAUGAUUUAGCUAAUCUUCCAGUGCCAACUAUUGCUGCCAUAGAUGGAAUUGCACUAGGUGGUGGCCUAGAAUUGGCUUUAGCCUGUGACAUUCGAGUGGCAGUGACUUCUGCAAAAAUGGGUCUAGUUGAAACAAAGUUAGCAAUCAUUCCUGGAGCAGGGGGGACACAGAGACUGCCUCGUACAAUUGGAGUGUCCCUGGCCAAAGAACUAAUCUUUUCUGCUCGUGUUGUUGAUGGUGAUGAAGCAAAAUCAAUAGGCUUGAUCAGUCAUGUGGUGGAACAGAAUGAAGAAGGGGAUGCUGCCUACAGAAGGGCUUUGGUUCUUGCAAGAGAAUUUUUACCUCAGAAUGGAGAUUUCCAGAUUUAGACCUUUUUGUGUCAGAAGAAAACCACAAGACUCCCCGUUACUGUUCCAGAGGAGGAGUCGGCCUCGAGUCUCUUGGGGACGCGUUUCAGUUAAAGUGGUCCAACCAUCUCCAUUAUCUUUUUCCUCCGUUCCCUCUGUUAGCCAGGCUGCUCUGCAAGAUUCAGAUGGACAGAACGUCGGCCAUUCUGAUAGCCCCUUAUUGGCCAUGACAACUAUGGUUUCACACGCUCCUGAGACUCCACAGCUGGAUACAUCGUUUCCCGAUGCGACCAGACGUAUUGUCUUACCAGGGGGUGGUGUUUCAUCACAGAGUACAUGCACUCAAACUGAUAGCUUGGCUAAUACUUCAGUACGGGUUUUCUCCAAGGGAGUAAUGUAUGUGCUCCAGAAUGCCUGUCACUUGUCUACCCGACAAUCUUACUCCUUAAAAUGGAACAGGUUUACUGACUGGUGUAGGGGACGAGCGUUGGACCCUUUGACUUCUUCCCUCUCCGAGGUUCUGGAUUUUUUAUGGGGACUUAAACAGGCAGGUUUAUCCAAUUCGUCUAUCAAUUCGUCUGUUUGGCCACUAUUUCUGCAUUUCACCCCCCAGUGGACUGCAAGAUGGUGUUUUCUCACUACACUUCAAAGUUGUUUUUGAAGGGACUGAAUAAUCUAUUCCCUCCAAUCAGGGCGUUAGUUCCCCAAUGGUCUUUACCUUUGGUUUUAACUAGGCUCAUCUCCAAACCUUUCGAGUCUUUAGCCACUUGCCCUCUAAACUUACUUACCUUUAAGGUGGCAUUCCUGGUUGCUGUUUCUUCAGCCAGUAGAGUGGGAGAGUUAGCGGCCUUAUCCUGUGAGGCCCCUUACCUUAAUAUCCAUCUAGAAAAAGUAGUACUUAGGACUAAAGUGGAGUUUCUACCUAAGGUAGUGUCUAAAUUCCAUAUGUCUCAGGAGAUUUCCUUACCUGUAUUUUUUAGAGAUCACUCCUCUGAGGCAGAGAGGGCCCUUCAUACCCUGGAUGUUUGCAGGGCUCUCCUUUUUUACUUAGACCGUGUGAAACCAUUUAGAAUGGAUUCUCACCUUUUUGUUUGUUUUGCGGGGCCAAAUAAGGGAAAGAAAGCUAACCCUCAGACAUUGGCUUGCUGGGUAGUUCAAGCAAUUUUAUUAUGUUAUAAAUGUGCUAACUUACCUUGUCCGUUGGAGGUACAUGCUCACUCCACUAGGUCUCAAGCAGCAGCAGCAGCGCUCCUGAGAGGUGUCCCACUCCAAGACAUCUGCAAGGCUGCAACUUGGGCCUCGGCAGACACGUUUGUCAGGCACUACGCCCUGGAUGUCCUAGACAGUAAGGAAACAAUAGUGGGUACAGCUGUCCUACAAUCAAUCUUCCUG